GGUCAGAAGUACAGUAGGUAUUGCAAUGCAUGGUACUGUAAUAAGGGGCGGAUACUGACGAAGACACCACUUCCUCAUUCAAGUCACAUCACUCUAUCCUCCUGUAUCUCUUACUUAAGAAGUCUCCAGCAAGUGAGGAUGAUGUUAAAACAAGUGUUUGGAGUGACCACCACGAGGAGUUUACAAUGGUUGCUGACUCCUGUUGCCUCCUCUAAAACUAUCAACUCUUUUAGCAGCACUACUACUGACAGUCAGCAACCCAGCACUAUUAGCACUCAAAAGUCAUCGGCUGGGCAUCCUGCUACCAACAGUGUGCGUGAUACGGAUACUGCUGGUAUAUCAAGUACUUUAAGUUCACAAGGAUACAGCAGUAGCAGCAGUUCAAGUUCAGAUGAAUACAGCAAUGGCAAUUCAAGUUCAGAUGAAAACAGCAAGAAUGAGAAUAGUAGAUCAAAAUCUACAUAUAUUGAAGAAGAGGUAGCAAAGUUUAGAGCAAUGGCAGACUCUUGGUGGGACCUACAAGGGGAUUGUAAACCUUUACAUUCUCUCAAUAGAUUAAGGGUUUCCUUGAUUCGAGAGGGCUUGGUGCAGUCACGAAUUACUAAGCAGGAAUACAUCGAUGGCCCUAGACCAUUAACAGGACUGAAGAUUCUUGAUGUAGGAUGUGGAGGAGGCAUUUUGUGUGAGCCCCUAGCAAGGUUGGGAGCAAGAGUUGUUGGUCUGGAUGCUGCAAAGGAGAAUAUUUCUGUUGCCAGACUGCAUGCUGACAAAGACCCAAGAGUUAGCCAAAAUAUUGAGUAUAUAUAUGGUACAAUUGAAGAGCAUGCAGAGAACAUUGAUGACAAGUAUGAUGCAGUGGUUGCAUCAGAAGUCCUGGAACAUGUUGAUGCCAUUGAUCUUUUCAUUAACACAUGUGCAGACACUAUCAAGCCAGGCGGUUCUAUCUUUCUGACUACCAUUAACAAGACAACAUUUUCGUGGGUAGGAGCCAUUGUCAUUGCUGAGUAUAUGCUUCAUCUCCUCCCUACUGGCACCCAUGACUGGAACAAAUUUGUUACUCGACAAGACCUUCUCUUUCUGCUAGAAAAAAGUGGGUUUGUGACACGAAUGGUGCAUGGAAUGGCAUACAAUCCAUUGGUCAACAAGUGGUCUUGGCUGUCAAAUACAUUAAUCAAUUAUGCUGUACAUGCAGUAAAAGAAAGUGACAGAGGUUUAUAAUGCAAUAAGUCAUUAAGGUUGUGUAUAUAUAUAUAUAUAUAUAUAUAUAUAUAUAUAUA
Molecule: messenger RNA, 1277 nt
Organism: Homarus americanus (American lobster)
Lineage: Eukaryota; Metazoa; Arthropoda; Malacostraca; Decapoda; Nephropidae
Gene: Coq3
Product: ubiquinone biosynthesis O-methyltransferase, mitochondrial-like
Exons: 9
Coding region: 139-1218 (359 amino acids)
Biological process (GO): ubiquinone biosynthetic process
Molecular function (GO): 2-methoxy-6-polyprenyl-1,4-benzoquinol methyltransferase activity
Source: RefSeq, a predicted model, not a curated record